AUGGCGUCAAUCAUCCCCAAAUGCUUCUCAUUCAUCAUCGUCAUCAUCAACAUGAUGCUCUUUUCUCUAAUUUCAUCAACGCUAUCUCAGAGUCCUACAUACAUGGCGUUCGUCGUUAACGCAACAGCUCUUCCGCCGGAGGACUCCUUUGACUACAUAGUAGUCGGCGGUGGCACAGCAGGUUGCCCAUUGGCAGCGACGUUAUCAGUCAAUCACCGUGUCUUGCUUCUUGAAAGAGGCGGUGUUCCGCACAUCAACCCUACCAUCAUGAGACAAGAGGGUUUCAUCCCCACUCUCCGGCAAGUCGACCCAUUCCACUCCGCCGCCCAAGCAUUCACUUCCGAGGAAGGCGUUCCCAAUGCUCGUGGCCGGAUUCUUGGCGGCAGCAGCGCCAUUAACGCCGGAUUUUAUAGUCGAGCAGACGAUGAAUUUUAUGAUCGAUCGGGGAUCAAUUGGGAUCCGCUUUUGCUCGAGCGUUCUUAUCAAUGGGUUGAGAAAUCCAUCGUGUUUGAACCCCAGCUACAGUCGUGGCAAACUGCCCUUCGUGAUGGAUUAUUGGAAAUCGGUGUUCAACCUUAUAACGGAUUUACGUUAAAACACUCUCUUGGAACCAAGAUCGGUGGUUCUACCUUCAACAGCUCCGGCCAUAGACACAGCGCCGCUGAUCUUCUGAAUCUCGCUAGAGAAACAAAUAUCAAGAUCGCCGUCUAUGCAAGCGUUGAGAGGAUCUUAUUCGCUGCUUCAGAUUCUCCUGAGUCCAAGGAGAGCGCCAUCGGCGUUGUGAUUCGUGAUAGUGCUGGCUAUUUUCACCAUGCACUGCUAAGGGAGAAAGGAGAGGUCAUUCUCUCCGCCGGCGCCAUUGGUAGCCCCCACCUGCUUCUCUUGAGUGGCGUCGGACCACGCUCGUACCUUUCUUCUUGGGGGAUUCCGGUGGUAAAUCAUUCUCCGUUUGUUGGGGAGUUUCUGUAUGAUAAUCCACGAAACGGAAUAUCGUUUGUGUCACCUAAGCUACUGGAGCAUUCUCUCAUACAGGUGGUGGGCAUUACUGAUUCCGGUGCUUAUCUCGAAGCAUCAUCCAACGUUCUCCCUUUUCCUUCUCCUGUACACUCUAUCUUCAUGCGAUCUUCAUCUUCUCCGUUGUAUUUUAGUGUCGCCAGCAUCAUGGAGAAGACCAUCGGCCCUCUAUCUGCCGGAUCACUUCGUUUGGCGUCCACAGAAAUCAGAGUUAACCCAAACGUACGUUUUAACUACUUCAGCAACCCGGUGGAUUUGCAGAGAUGUGUAAACGGAACGCGUAAGGUUGGUGAGUUGCUUAGAAGCCAGGCGAUGUCUAGUUACAGGUUCCUGGGAUGGUCCGGUGCAGAGUUUAGAUUCAUGGGUCUGCCAUUGCCGGCAAACCAAACAAGCGAUGAGGAGAUGAGUGAUUUUUGCCGGCGGACAGUGAGCACAAUAUGGCACUACCAUGGCGGAUGCGUGGUGGGGAGGGUGGUGGAUCCAAAUUUGAAGGUCAUCGGUGUUGAUUCUCUUCGAGUAAUUGAUGGUUCCGUUUUCUCAAUUUCACCUGGCACCAAUCCACAGGCUACUGUUUUAAUGCUUGGGAGGCAUAUGGGUUUGAAGAUUUUGAUAGAAAGAAUGCAAAAGGCAAACACUUGA
Lactuca virosa is the source of this 1653-nucleotide messenger RNA. Lineage: Eukaryota; Viridiplantae; Streptophyta; Magnoliopsida; Asterales; Asteraceae. The record is from the annotation of a GenBank genome assembly.